Messenger RNA from Striga hermonthica, 429 nucleotides. The record is from the annotation of a GenBank genome assembly. Lineage: Eukaryota; Viridiplantae; Streptophyta; Magnoliopsida; Lamiales; Orobanchaceae.
AUGGCGGCCAUUAGAAAGCUGUCAAAGAGCAUCGCGUUUUCAUGUCAUCCCUCGAAGCCCGCUUCCGGUUUUCUAUCAUCGUCUUCAUUUGUUCCGGCACUUUUCAUUUCUUGCAGAGGCAUAGCGUCCAAGCUCUUCGUAGGAGGACUUUCGUAUUACACCACCGAACAGGGACUGAACGAGGCAUUUUCUCAAUAUGGUCAAGUCAUUGAUGCAUCAAUUGUGAUGGAUAGGGGGUCGAACAGAUCAAAGGGCUUCGGGUUUGUCACUUACGCGUCUGAAGAUGAAGCUGAGAAAGCAAUUGCAGAGAUGAGCGGAAAGCCACUUAACGGGCGUGUUAUAUUCGUGGACUAUGCAAAGCCAAGAUCGGGUUCGAGCGGAGGCAUGCCAAUUGCUAGAGGACCACCUGAACCAUCACCACAGAGUUGA